Molecule: messenger RNA, 690 nt
Organism: Fusarium oxysporum Fo47
Lineage: Eukaryota; Fungi; Ascomycota; Sordariomycetes; Hypocreales; Nectriaceae
Exons: 4
Coding region: 1-690 (229 amino acids)
Source: RefSeq, a predicted model, not a curated record
AUGAGCUUCGUCUAUGACUCCACCAUUAUUCACUCCGACUCUGCUUACGUCACGCGGGCUAGCCUUGACCACGAAGCUCAUAGUCUAUGCUCUUUGGUUGAGGAGCAGAGAUCGUCAACAGAUUCGAGCUCUCGCCCCAUCAUCCUGGUCGCUCACAGUCUUGGCGGAUUAGUCUGUGCGACUCCCAUCAUCUUUGGGGAUAGAAACGCACCAGGCGAUGAUAUCGAAGCUGUAGCGAGGGAUGUGGCCGGCAUGGUUUUCCUCGGCACCCCUUUUGCUGGCUCAAAUGCAGCCAAGUGGGGAGAGCUGGUCCGUAAGAUCUUCAAUGUCGCUUUUCCGGAAGUUAUUAGAAAGCGUAACAACAAUGCUGAAAGCAAAGUCCAGAUUGUCUUUUUCUUUGAGACUUUGGAUACUGGAGGUAUUCGAAUUGUUGAGGAUCAGUCUGCCUCGCAUCCCGGUAUUGGCCAGACGCUACCCCUCAGAGCGAACCAUAUCAGUAUCUACAAGUUCGAGUCUAGCGAUAACGAAGGCUAUAAAGCUGUAAAAGCCAAGAUUCUUCAGAUGAUGAAGGGCGAAGUCAAAGAGAGUAAUGACAAGAACGGUAGUACAGUUUUCAACAACCUUGACAAGGUUCAUAAUCAGGCAGCAAGGAAUAUCAAUAUUAACUCUCCAGUCAUUUUUCUAGUAUAA